Messenger RNA from Sus scrofa (pig), 4416 nucleotides. The record is from RefSeq and is a predicted model, not a curated record. Lineage: Eukaryota; Metazoa; Chordata; Mammalia; Artiodactyla; Suidae.
CCGCAACCUCAUGGUUCCUAGUCAGAUUCGUUAACCACUGCGCCACGACGGGAACUCCUCAUUUAAAAUUUUAAUGUUAGUGGGAUCAUGUUUGGUGAGGUGGGCCACAGCUUACCUUCUUGUUUAGCGCUGUAGAGUGGCCGUUUCCCUCUGUCCGUGGUUGACCUUGACUAGCUGAGGGGAGCUGGGUGUCUCAGGCUCCACAGGAAUCUUCCAUGAGGGAAGACAGGCCUUGCAUUGUUGGAGCAGUUCUUGCGAUCCCCAAGCAGCUGCAUUGCAGCUGUCCCCAGCUUCCAUCUUGGCUUCCAGUCUGUCCCCCACGUCCCUCUUGCUAGGCCCCACGUACUGCAUCCUUCAUGUGCUCAGAGCCUCCCUGGACACCCACCUUCUGCUAGUUCCUGCCAGCACCUCUGCUUGGCUGCUGGUGAGGUCCUCUUGGUCACCGAGACCCUGGAUGUGCCCAUGCCCUGUCCCCAGGAGCAGUCCUCCUGCCUUGGCCGAGUCGACCUGAGUUCCUGAAAGCUUCCCUGCAGGAAGCUCUCCAUCACUGUUCCCCUAACCAGAUUCCCAGUGUGAGGCAUCCUCAUGAGGGCACAGGUGAGGAGGGUGUGGCUGGAGGUGUCCCCAGCCAGGUCGCCACCUGGCCAGGUUUGUGGACAGUUUCUCCCAUGGCGAGUGGUCUUGCAUGGCGUGAGUGGGUGGAGGGGUGUGGGUGGCCCAUGGCCCUGAUCGAGUUUGUAUGUGUCUCAGGAAGAGGGUGCAUGUGGCCCCAGUGAGGGCAGGGGAGGCCAGCUUCCCUAGGUCUUGCCAUGGCAGCGGGCCCAGCACCCAUUGACCAGGAGAAGCUCGUGAUCACCAAGAUGGGGGAGGAUGAGGCCGCCUGCUGUGACCCCAAACCGUUCUCCAAUCCUCGGCCCCGAACCCUGUCGCCUGGGCUUGGUAGGGACCCCUGGCAACGCCUCUGCAGCUUCCGCUUUGAGGAGGCAGUGGGUCCUAGGGAGGCCCUGAGCCGGCUUCGGGAGCUGUGCCGCCCGUGGCUGAGGCCCAAAGUGCACUCCAAGGAGCAGAUGCCGGAGCUGCUGGUGCUGGAGCACUUCCUGGGCGUGCUGCCGCCUGACAUCCGGGUCUGGGUGGCAUCCCAGGGCCCUGCAAGUGGCAAGGAGGCUGUGGCGCUGUUGGAAGACCUGGCUGAGAUGUCGCAGGAGGCUGUGUCCUCAUAGCUGGGAGGAGGCCUCGGAAGCCGUGACGUGACUGGAGACUUUUCUGGCCUCUGAGGCUCCCAGAGGCGUGAGCCUGAGGUUGGUGUGGCUUUUCCCCUCAGGGUGCACCGGACCGUGUUUCCCUUCCUCCUUCGUCUCAGGUUCGCUGAGCCCGUGCGUGUGCUGGGCCCUGGCGGGAGGGCAAGGGGAGAGGCAAGUCCUCGGCCUCUUGGAGUCCGGUCUGGUUGGAGAGUUGAGCAGAGAGACGGCCGCUCACACGAAGGGGGCCCCCCUUGCUCUGGAGCAGGUGGAGGCAGGAGGAGGGGGCACAGGUCAGCCUGGCCGGGGUGGCUUUGUGGUUCCUGCUGUGUGACAUUUUCACCCUGGGCUUCGAGGGGCAGGAGGGACGGUGGUUCCAGCCAUCUGUUCACGUGGGCGUGUGUUUACGCCUUUCCUCACACACGGGUUUAUGCCGUUCUUUCUGCCUGCUUGGCUGUUUGUAUCAAGACAGAAACCUUAGCACUUAAACAAAAGAUGGCUUUAUCAAGCUAUAACCUACAUAUCAAGACAUUGUCAAUUGGUGGCUUUUAGUCCAUCUGCAAAGUUGUACAGCCGUCACGCGUGUCUAAGACGGUCCUGUGCCCGAUAAGCCCCGUGCUCGUUAGCAGUCACUCCCCGUUCUUCCCUCCCCAGUCCCUUGGCAGCGCAGCCACUGAUCCCACAUUCUCAUUCUGAGCAUUUGAUUACACGGAGUCAUACGUAUGUGGCUUCUUACACCCGGCUUCCUUCGCUGAGUGUGACGUCUUCAGCGGCCAUCCGCGCUGUACGACGUCGGGAUCUCACUCGUUUUGAUGGUUAAAUACUAAUCCGUCCCGUGGGUCCCCCAACUUUCUGUUUAUUUCCUUACCAGGUAAUGGAUAUUUGGGUUGUUGGGUCCUCCUGGCUGUGGGUAGUGCUGGUGUGAAUUCCGUGACUCUAUCUGUGCAGGCAAAUGCUUUCAGAGUCUCUUUGGUUACAUGCUGAGGAGUGGAGUUGCUUUAUCUCAUGGUAAGUGAUUGGCCUUAGAAACUCACAGGAGGGGCUAGGAGAAGGGGCUGCCGCGGGUGGUGCUGGGGUCCCCCGGGGCACAUGAGGAGGCUGGUUCUGCACAUGUUGGAAAAGUUGCAGACUGGAUUCCGCUGCCCUGAGGAAAACCUUGAUAACGCAGGUCUGGUUUUCACCUAGGCGUGAGCGUGAGGUGCACCCGGUCCUCCCUGGGUGCCUGGCUGUAGUGCCGGACUCUCUUCUGAGCCCGUCGCCAGUGUUUUGAGAUUGGCUGUCUUCUGAACAGUGGCCAGCAUUUGCCUCCUUAGAGCAGGUCGGGGCUGGGGCGGCCCUGAAAUCAGAACACACAGGGCAGGAACAGAAACAUUCUUUUGCGGCGUCUGGAGAGAGUGAUGUGGGCCCAAAGCCGUCCCUGAAGAGGCCGCGGAGUGCCUGCCAGCGCCCAGGUGCCAAGCAGGACGUAAGGCCAUCAACCUGCAGGUGGAGCUGGAGGUGCUACAGUGCUUUGAAGCUGGAGAGAUGCUCAGCAGAAUCGGGAAGGCGCUGGGGCUCUCCACCUCCACCGUGGCCACCAUUUGUGACAAGGACAAGAUCUGAGCGAGUUUCCAGGCGGCCACCCCGCAGGCGGCCACCAAGCUGACGCACAGCCGCCGCCUGGCGAUGGAGAACACGGAGCGGCUGCUGAGCGUGUGGAUCGAGGACCAGAACCAGCGCAACACGCGGGGCAACAUGGUGCUUGUCCAGGAGAAGACCGCAGCCUGUUCGAGGAGCUCAGGCGGCAGCAGGGCGAGGGCGCCGAGUCGGAGACCUUCAGGCCUGCCAGGGCCGGUUCAAGGUACGCUUCCGGCUGCGCACCCUGGGGUGGGCCGACGAGGCGGUGCGUGCAGCCCCUGGGGCGCGUGCAGGUACUGUGGGCCGCGCAGGGUGAUCCAGGAGGGGGACUUCACGGCCCGCCAGGUGUUCAGCGUGGAGGAGACCCGGCUCUUCUGGAGGCGGCUGCUGGAUGGGACGGUGCCUUCCGCCCGGAGGAGCGCCCUGGGUUCACAGCCCCCCAAGAUCUACUGACUCUGCUGCUGGGCAGCAACGUGGCCGGUAGCUUGAAGCUGAAGCCGCUGCUGGUGUACCCGGUGGAGAACCUGCGCGCCCUCAGGGGCUUCUCCAAGCCCAGCCUGCCCCUGCUUGGCUCGCCCACAAGAAGGCGUGGGUCACGGUGAGCCUCUUCCCGGAGUGGUUCGUGCACUUCUUCCGCCCUGCGGUGGAGAGGUACUAUGCCUGGCACGGGCUCCCGCGUAAAGCGCAGCUUGUCCCGGACAGCGCUCCUGGCCGCCCUGGAAACCUGGACGACCUCUCCGACCACGUGGGCGUGGAGUCCCUGCCCAAGGAUACCACAGCCCUCAUCCAGCCCAUGACCCAGGACGUGGUCGCCACCUUUAAGGCCUGCCACCUGCGGAGGGUCUUCCGCCUCUUGGCCGCGAGGGCCGGGGGCACAGGCGAGCCGGGAGCGGCCCUGGACGUCUGGCGGGACUACUGCAUCCUUGACACCGCCCCGUACCUCUCCGUGUCCUGGGAGGGGUCCCGCCCUCGUCGCUGAACAGUGGUUGGAGGAGGCCGUGGCCCGAGCGCCUCCAGCACAGAGUCAGCGGCCCCCAGGUGGAAACCCUCCCACAGAUCUGGUGGGACAUCCAGGCGCUGGCGCACCAGGUGGGUUUCAGGGAGGUGGCGGAGGCAGAGGUGGCCGAGCUGCUGCAGAGCCGUGGCUCGGACUGGUCCAAGAGGAGCUGGAGGAGCCGGAGCCGACUGCCGAGGAGGAGGGCAAGGCCAGCCCCGCCACCGCCGCCAGCUCACGGCUGAGCACUUGGCCAGGGCCCUGGCACAUUUCGAUGCCCGCCUGCACAUCAUCAGGGACGACGCCUCCAAGCUGGAGUGCAGCCUCCAGGUCUGCCGGGGUGUGAACAACUUGAUGGGCUGCUGUGGGCGCAUUUCAAGGAGAAGCAAGGCCCCAAGUAGUGGGGUGGGAGGGGUGGGGAAGGAGGGGGCGUCCUCCCUCGCCAGCUCUCACUUGGAAGUGACACUGGUCUUCGUGUUUCCAUCUCAUUAACUCCUCAAAUGUCUUUUGUCAGCAAAUAAUUUAUUAUCUCCAGUGAUCUCAAAUACAUGGUUUUAGAAGCCUCGA